AUCAAAAUUUUCAGUUUUCACCUCCAAAUUCCCGCUCCCUCUUCACUCCAAAUCUCUAACAGCAGUUCUGGUAUUUUUAAUUUUCUUUCCAUGGUCUGUCUAAUUAGAAAUUUGAAGAUUUAAGGAUUUUCUUGAGCUACUCGUAUUAUCAGGGACAGGAAUCGUGAGUUUCUGCAAAUCAUACAAACUGUAAAUCAAAGUGCAUCAUUGAUGGAGGUUAAAGAUUGGGAAGCGUCUUCUGACGGAACACAAGAUUUAGAGGUUGAUUUACAAGACAGUGAUGAAGAUGAACUUCUUUCUAUGUCUGGUUCCAUACCUAAAUUUCAGAUUAGGAAAGUUAAAUCGAAGGCUCGCUGGGAUUUGGAUAUGAAAAUGGCGGAGGUGUUAGAGAAGAAAGGUAGAUGUUGGGCUACAACAGGAAUAAUUCGAAACAGUAACACUUAUUUAUGGAUUGAGGAGACCCUGUUCAUGGCUGAACUAGGAGCAUUAGUUCUUGUUAACAGUGAUGAUUCGCUUCUUUCUUUAGGAGAUAUGUAUGCUAUGCUUACAGAACAAAAGAGCGGGUGUAGUUGGGUUUCGUUUAAAGCUUAUGUGCACUUAAAAUCACUUGGAUAUAUUGUUGGGCGUCAUGGUGUUCAGUGGACCAUGAAGAAGGACAAGCAGCAUGGUUCUACUCCUAGCGGUGUUGGGGCCUCGAAAGACAGUAAUGGAGUGUCAAUAUCGGGAUUGGAAGAGGAGUUCUCAAUCACUGACUGUCUCAGAGAUAUGCAUAUUAACAAUGAAGAGAAACCAACUUUUGAUGUGUAUUUGCCUAACAACAAAUUCAAGAAGUCUUCCCCCGGUGAACCUGAUUUUGUGGUAUAUGUAACCAGCGGGGAGGAUGAUCCACCUUCAAAAGCAGAGAUUGAAAACCUAAAAACAAGGUGUAAAGGCCCCCUUAUGAUCUGUCAAGUAGAAUCUUGUCGGGUCAGUUUGUUUUCGUUCAAUAAGGCAGAGACUGCUGUCUUGCCAUGAUCCACCUAAUCAGCUGACUGAACGUCGUUUUGGAUGAUAUCUUGCUGAGCCGAAUACUAGCUUGAAGUUUUUCAGUGGUCUCUCUUUCUUUCGAUCGAUAAUUCUCAGUUGAAUCGAGUCAGAACAGGUCAGAGUGAACCUCCUCCAGGGGUGUGGUCAUUUGUUGCAUGGGCUCACCAAAAAGUUGUUCAAUUGAGGUAGAACCUACCGGGUUAGCUUGGGUUUCAAUGAUACGAAGAAUAGUAAGCAAAGGGGGAGUACAGCCAAUCAAAAGAACAGAACUGGUGGGCAAAGUUAUUCAAUAUAUUUUGUUUUUCUUUUCUGAUUCAAUCCCCCUAUAUUUGUGUAGGGGGCAAGGGUCGAAUUCGCGGGCCUUUCGAGCUCUUUCCGAACACAAAAGUAGGUGAUACUGGGCUUCUCAGUGGUUCAUAAAUCAACAUGUUGUGUCUGGUUCAAAACAAGAAUCUUAUCUACUUCUUUCAAAUAUAAUUUUUGAUGUCCGUGGAGUUCAACCGUUAGAUCUGGUCACCAAGAUUUAUAAAUAAACGAUUGAGAUUAGUUGACCAAUGAAAAUAUAGUCAAACGAAUAUCAUAUCAUUUCA
Papaver somniferum (opium poppy) is the source of this 1616-nucleotide messenger RNA. RefSeq lists its product as uncharacterized. The coding region runs from base 211 to 1014 and encodes 267 amino acids. The transcript is spliced from 4 exons. NCBI's taxonomy places the organism in Eukaryota, Viridiplantae, Streptophyta, Magnoliopsida, Ranunculales, Papaveraceae. The record is from RefSeq and is a predicted model, not a curated record. Gene Ontology annotation, biological process: tRNA-type intron splice site recognition and cleavage. Gene Ontology annotation, cellular component: tRNA-intron endonuclease complex.